Cotesia glomerata is the source of this 1895-nucleotide messenger RNA. Its product is annotated as SH3 domain-binding glutamic acid-rich protein homolog. Gene Ontology annotation, cellular component: cytoplasm. Lineage: Eukaryota; Metazoa; Arthropoda; Insecta; Hymenoptera; Braconidae. The transcript has 5 exons. The record is from RefSeq and is a predicted model, not a curated record. Bases 218 to 790 code for a protein of 190 amino acids.
ACAUGAAACUUUUCGAAUGCGAACGUUGUAUGGAGAGUGCGCAGUGAAAAAGUGUUCGAUUCCAGUCUUUCUUGUCGAUCAUCAUCAUUUAGCUGUAGUAAAUUUACGUAUAUUUUUAUGUAUAUGAAUGUGAAAGCUGCAAAAUUAAUAUAGAUAUUUAUUAUUUUUUUAUUGCCGGUUGACAGGUAUAACGAUCAUAGAUUGAAUAUCAACAAAAAUGUCCGUAAAAGUGUAUAUAUCAGGAAUUAGUGGUAAUAAAGAAGUUAAAAAAAGACAACAACGAGUACUUAUGAUUUUAGAUAGUAAAAAUGUGCAAUAUGAAAUAAUCGACAUCACAGAACCUGGUAAAGAAGAUAGUAAAGAAUACAUGCAAACUAAUGCCAAUCCAAAAGACAGUAAAUAUCCUUUACCUCCCCAAAUAUUCAAUGAAGAAGAUUACUGUGGGGACUAUGAAGAUUUCGAUUUAGCGAAUGAAAUUGAUGAAUUAGAGAAAUUUCUUAAACUUAGUUCUCUCGAUGAUGAAAUCGAAGAAAACAAUUCUACAAGUAAUAAUGUAACCAACAACAGAAAAUCAUCUAGUCGAGAGGCUUCUAUGGAAAAUGAUAACAUUGUACAUUCAGAGAGUAACAUAAAUGAAAGAGAAAACUCAAUUACUGAUGAUAAAGACUCUGAAAAAAUGAAAUCAUCCGAUAUUGACGGCUUAAAUAAAUCACUAUCAGAAGAUAUGGAUCACACAGACAUAUCUGAAAAGAAGAGUGAAAAAUCAGAUGAUGACGAACAAGAAGAAUAAAUAAUGAAUAAUAUAGUUGAUAUCCUUUAAUUAAGUGUUAUUAUUAUUUAGGACUAAUGACCUCGUCGGUAAAUAUUCUUUUGCUUAAUCAUCUUUAUUGUUGUCCAAGAUGUGUAAGAAUACCGUACUGCCAAUUAUCGAUUAAAAAUUUUUUCAAUGAAUCAAGUUAAUAUUAAAAAAAAUUCUCUAGAAUUUUAUUACUUUGAAUAAUUUUAUGAUCAAAUAUUUAUGCCAAUUUUUUUUUUAAUAUUACAUAUUUGGGAUGGGAAAUGUUAAUUUUAUUUCUUGAACUGAUUGUUGAUUAGAUUUAAUUAUUAAAUCAAAGAAAAUUCGUUUGAAAUGUCCUUUUUUUUUAAUUUAAUAAUAUAUUACAGUUUUAAAAGAUAUAAAUAUCAAUUAAUAAUUAAUUAGAGAUAAGUUGAAAUUUUAAUAGAGAAAACAAAGUAAAUAAUAUUUAAAGAUUAUUUAGUAAUGAAUAUACAUCUUCUUAAUAAGUUAUUCAUGUAUUAAUAGAUAUUGUUAUUUGGGUAUCAAAUAAAUUCAGUUUAUUAAAUUUAUUUUUAUAUUAUUAUGAAUACAAUUAUAAAUUUCCAAACUUAAAAAUGUGAGUAAUUUUUAUUGUUAUUAAAACUGAAUAAAUUAAAAUUUUUUGUUUCUUGAAAUAUGAAGAUAGGACGACAGUUUAUUUAGAUUCGACUCAAGUAUUUUUUAGUAGAUUUCAUAGGAAUUGAAUUCUUGUAUUUCACCUCAUGUCGCGAGUUUCAUAUUUUUCGAUAUUUUGUGUCUUAAUGGGAUAGUUUCCCAAAAUACUGAUGUUUUAUAAUUUCGUGCAUAAACUGGGUGCACGUUUAUACAUUUUAGAAAUAAAAGUAGGUCAUCUAUAUACUUUUCACAUGUAAAAAAAAACAUUUGCAUGGAUAAUUGAUUAAAUAGUAUUAUUAUUUUUGUGCACUCGGCUAAUACAUGAGUGUUCUUCACAAAAACUACUACUUUUGUUAGUGACGUCUACAAAUUCCAUGUUUUUAAGAGCGAUAAAAAACACAUUGAUUGUGGUUUUCAUGUCUAGAAAGCAUGUAAAUUAUGAGCAAAAUUAGAAGAGGUUGUU